Molecule: messenger RNA, 2415 nt
Organism: Sitodiplosis mosellana (orange wheat blossom midge)
Lineage: Eukaryota; Metazoa; Arthropoda; Insecta; Diptera; Cecidomyiidae
Exons: 4
Coding region: 201-2312 (703 amino acids)
Biological process (GO): maturation of LSU-rRNA; rRNA base methylation
Cellular component (GO): nucleolus
Molecular function (GO): RNA binding; rRNA (cytosine-C5-)-methyltransferase activity
Source: RefSeq, a predicted model, not a curated record
AGCAAAUUGGUGUUGUUUCUCUCGGUUGUCAUAUUCUGUGCUGCAAACAUAAGCACGUGUAAAUAGUCGCAUAGCACAUUUCAGUCGGUACAAGUAUCGCUUGUGUGCAUUGUGAAUCCAAUUCGUUGAUUAUUUCGAGAAAAAACGAAUUUAUUCGUUGUUAAUUAUUAUCCAUCGUUGGUUUUAUACUUCAUUUGAAAAUGGGUCGCAAGGGUUUGUUCGCCGAAAAGCCAAAAAAGGGUCCGGGUAGGAAGGCUAAAAAGCAAGGACCACCAGUGCUCAGCCGACAAUUCAAAGCUGAAAAAGAGAAUAAAGAAGAGCAAAUACUAUCACAUCGCCAGAAACAACGGUUGGUAAAACGUGUAAAGAAGCAAGAAGAUAAGAAAAUCAAAAUGAGCGGCUAUGGCCGUAAUAAAAACAAACAGAAGCAACCGCAAAAAGUGUACAACAGUGACUCAAACGAUGAGAGUGACUCCAACGAGGAAGAGAGUGACGCUGAGGAAAAUGGACUUGAAAGUGACGGAGGCGAGAAUGUGGUGCAUGGCUUCACCGAUGAUAACAGCGAAUGGUUGAAACCGAAGAAAUCGGUACAGAAAGACAGCGAUGAGGAUGUCGAGGAAUCAGAACAAGAAAAUGAAGAGGAAGAAAUUGGAGAUGACGAGGAAUUAGAGGAAGAGCUAGAAGAAGAAUCGGAAGAUGAUGACAAUUUGAAGGUCGAAAGUUUGGCCAACUUCACUGGUGAAGACGACGACGACGACGAAGACGAAGAUGAGGAAGAAGAAGAUGACAGAUUCGAUGGUGAAGCUGAAUCGGAUGAUAGCGAUCAAGAUAGCGAUGAAGAAGAGUUGCCGAUUGAAAAGAAAAACCGACAACUGAAAAUCAAGCAAGAGAAAGAGGCAAAAUUGGCUGAAGAAGAGUUGCAAGAGAGCAUGGUCAACCAAGAAGUGUUCCAGUUUCCGGACGAGAGCGACGAAACACCAGUCACAUUGCAGGUCGUUCAACAACGGAUUAAAGAUAUUUCCGUUGUUUUGGCUGAUUUCAAUCGACGCCGUUUGCCGAACAAAUCACGCCAAGAUUACUUGGAGCUAUUGCGCAAAGAUCUGUGCAUGUACUACAGUUAUAACGAUUUUCUAAUGGAGAAAUUGAUGCAAAUUUUCCCAGUAAAUGAAUUAUUCGAGUAUUUGGAAGCAUCAGAGGUUCCUCGACCGCUCACAAUCCGAACCAACAGCUUGAAAACACGUCGUCGUGAUUUGGCUGCCGCUCUUAUCAAUCGCGGUGUUAAUUUGGAUCCACUUGGUAAAUGGACUAAAAUCGGUUUGGUUGUUUACAAUUCAAACGUUCCACUGGGCGCCACACCAGAGUAUCUUGCUGGUCAUUAUAUGAUUCAAGGAGCGAGUAGUAUGUUGCCGGUGAUGUCUUUGGCACCACAAGAAAAUGAACGUGUGCUGGAUUUGUGUGCCGCACCGGGUGGCAAAAGUUCACAUAUCGCAGCACUCAUGAAAAAUACCGGUGUGCUUUUUUCAAAUGAUGCAAACAGAGAUCGUAUCAAGGCCGUGGUCGGUAAUUUCCAUCGUUUGGGUGUGAUGAAUGCUGUUGUGAGUUGCGAAGAUGGUUGCAAAUACAAGAGUAUAAUGACGGGAUUUGAUCGUAUAUUGGUUGAUGCUCCAUGCACAGGAACUGGUGUCAUUUCAAAAGAUCCCAGUGCGAAAACAUCCAAAUCUGAUGUCGAUGUGCAACGUUGCUACAAUAUCCAACGUAAAUUAUUGCUUACAGCUAUUGACUGUCUGAGUGCAAAGAGCGCAACUGGCGGCUAUGUAGUCUAUUCCACAUGCUCAAUUUUGCCCGAGGAAAAUGAAUGGGUCAUUGACUACGUGUUAAAGAAACGAAACGUUAAGCUUGUGCCAACUGGUCUUGAUUUUGGAACGGAAGGUUUUGUUAAUUAUCGCCAACAUCGAUUUCAUCCAACAAUGAAACUUACGCGCCGUUACUAUCCACACACGCAUAAUAUGGACGGUUUUUUUGUUGCAAAACUCAAGAAAUUCUCCGAUGUUAUUCCAGUGUCAAAGGAUGACGAAAACGAAGAAUUGAAGGUCGAUGAAAAUGGUGAAAAUGGCACCGAAGCUACAAAUGGUGACGGCGCCGACGAUCAAACCGAAAACAAGAAGAAGCGAAAAUUGGCUGGCAAACCAACACUCACGCCCGAAGAGAAGAAACGUAAAAAGGAUGAGGAACAAAAGAAAUUCGUUACAAAUGUUUAUGAAAAACCACAGAAAAUCAAGAAUAAGAAUAAGAAUAAAAAGAAGAAAAAUUAAAUUGAAUAUUUUUAUGGAAACAAUUUAUUGUAAUUAUUAUAUGAUUAAAUGAUAACAUUGAAUAAAUUUUAAUGAUGCAACAUUCAUUUUUCUAAAUUGUCAA